Messenger RNA from Fukomys damarensis (Damara mole-rat), 4823 nucleotides. RefSeq names its product HEAT repeat containing 6 (gene Heatr6). The record is from RefSeq and is a predicted model, not a curated record. The coding region runs from base 1 to 3342 and encodes 1113 amino acids. The transcript has 20 exons. Lineage: Eukaryota; Metazoa; Chordata; Mammalia; Rodentia; Bathyergidae.
AUGGCGGCGGUGCAAGAUGUCAGUGCUCUUCUUGUCCAAGCUUGCCGACUGGUGCCUCCUAAUCAGAAUCAUCUUGUCAGCAAAGUGUCUAAGCUGAUCCAUCAUUUACUUAACAGAUUACAGGUAAUUGUUGAUGAACAGAACUUGGAUUUCUUGUUGGCGUAUACUAUUUCAGCUAUUCGGCAGUGUAGUUCCUGGACACACAUGGAAAUUCUUCAAGCCCUGGCAGCUCUGGUUUACUACAAUGGCUCAAAAUGUCAAAAGUAUCUCCCAGACUUAUUAGGCAAAACUGGCCUCUUGAUGAAGAUGAGUGACCUGGCUCAGUCUGACCCUGAAGUCAGGAGAGCUGCCGUGCAUUGUAUGGCAAACUUAUGUCUCAGUGUGCCAGGACAGCCGUACUUGGAGGAGCCCUACCAAAAUAUUUGCUUCAAAGCUUUCUUGACCAUUUUACAGUCUUCAAAAUCAUCUGAUAUGGAUGAUAUAAUAUUUUGUAUGUUGUUACAGAAUGCACUAAAGGGCAUACAAUCACUUCUCAAUGGUGGGAAGAUGAAACUGACACAGACCGAUGAACUUGGAGCUCUUCUAGCUGUGCUAAAGAAAACCAUGUUUCAUGGACUCCCUGGACUAAACAUAGAGAUGCCCACGGUACUCUACCCAACUCCACUUCCUCAGUAUGAUGGGCGACCACCUGUCAAACCACAGCAGUCAGAAUCCAGUGCUUCUCGACCAGCUGUGAAUAAAAAGAAAAAAUCCAAGGUAAAACCAAAGAAAAUCCAGCAAGGAGAGGAGGAGGAAGAAGAAUCAGGUGGUGAAGCAGAAGCAGCUGCAGGCUCUGGCACAGGCAGCGUGAAGAUGUGUGAAGGAAACACCUGGUGUCCCUCCUCUGUGGGAGUUCAGAGUUUGCCUGGAAAUGAGAGUAGAGCUUCUGGAAUAGCACAAGUCUCCUCCCACUUCAGGUCUUCCAGGUGGAAAAGAGUCAGCAGUAGUGAAUCAGACUAUUCUGAUGCAGAAGGAACCAUGCAGGGUAAAGUGAGGUCCUACCAAGCCAAAGUUCGCCAAGGAGCAUUAGCUUGUUUUCUUUCUACAAUAAAGUCAAUAGAAAAAAAAAUUCUUUAUGGAUACUGGUCAGCCUUUGUUCCUGACACACCAGAGCUUGGAAGCCCACAGUCUCUGUCCUUAAUUACGCUUACCUUAAAAGAUCCUUCUCCCAAGACACGUGCCUGUGCUCUGCAAGUUUUAUCUGCCAUAUUAGAAGGCUCAAAGCAGUUUCUUUCUGUUGCUGAAGAUACCACAGACCACAAAAGGGCUUUUAUUCCCUUCUCCGUAAUGAUUGCUUCCAGCAUUAGAGAGUUGCACAGAUGUCUUCUGUUAGCUUUGAUGGCAGAGUCAUCUUCACAGACCCUUACCCAGAUAAUUAAGUGCCUUGCAAACUUAGUAUCAAAUGCACCUUACAACCGUCUGAAACUCAGCCUGCUGACCAAAGUCUGGAAUCAGAUAAAGCCUUACAUCCGCCACAAAGACGUUAAUGUUCGCGUGUCAAGUCUUACACUCUUGGGAGCUAUCGUGUCCACUCAUGCACCUUUAUCUGAAGUCCAGCUGCUUCUCCAGCAGCCCUGUUCUUCUGGACUCAGCAAUAGCAAUCCCGCGACUCCUCACCUCAGCACUCCUGACUGGUGGAAGAGAGCCCCAGUGGGACCCUCUCCAGAAGAAGCAGCAGUGAGCUCUCCUACAGGGUCCUCAGAGCCCUGCUGGCUCAUCCGACUCUGCAUUUCCACUCUUGUGCUGCCCAAGGAGGAUUCCUGCUCAGGUAGCGACACUGGCCCUGUGGCAGGAAGCACAUACGAACCGUCCCCCAUGCGACUGGAGGCCUUACAGGUAUUGGCUCACCUGGCCAGGGGCUACUUUUCAGUGGCUCAGGUCUACUUGAUGGAGCUCGGUGAGGUGAUUUGCAAGUGCAUGGGUGAAGCAGAUCCAUCCAUUCAGCUUCAUGGAGCAAAGCUUCUAGAAGAACUAGGUACAGGCUUGAUACAGCAGUAUAAACCAGAUUCUGCUGUAGCACCCGAGCAGAGAAUACCAGUCUUCUUGGUGGUGACGUUCUGGACCAUGUUGCUGAAUGGUCCUCUGCCCCGAGCCUUGCAGAGUUCAGAACACCCAACACUGCAGGCGAGCGCCUGUGAUGCCCUGUCUGCCAUCUUGCCAGAAGCCUUCAGCAGUCUUCCGAAUGACAGGCAGAUUUUGUGCAUCACAAUGCUGCUUGGGCUGAAUGACAGCAAGAACCGUUUAGUGAAAGCUGCAACCACACGGGCCCUUGGAGUCUAUGUGCUUUUUCCUUGUCUCAGACAGGAUGUCAUAUUUGUUGCAGACACAGCAAAUGCAAUAUUGAUGUCACUUCAAGACAAGUCUCUGAAUGUCCGUGCCAAAGCAGCCUGGUCCCUGGGCAACCUGACAGACACUCUGAUCAUCAACAUGGAAACACCAGACCCAAGUUUCCAAGAAGAGUUCUCUGGUCUCCUGCUCUUGAAAAUGUUUCGAUCAGCAAUAGAAGCCUCCAAGGACAAAGACAAGGUAAAAAGCAAUGCAGUCCGGGCCCUUGGAAAUUUGCUUCAUUUUCUACAGCCAUCUCAUAUAGAAAAACCUAGAUUUGCUGAAAUUAUUGAAGAGUCUAUCCAGGCCCUAAUUUCUACUGUUCUGAUCGAGGCUGCCAUGAAAGUUCGAUGGAAUGCUUGUUACGCGAUGGGAAAUGUAUUUAAAAAUCCUGCCCUUCCACUCGGCACAGCGCCAUGGACCUCCCAGGCCUACAACGCCCUAACACUGGUUGUGACAUCAUGCAAGAACUUCAAAGUGCGCAUUAGAUCGGCCACGGCCCUUUCCAUCCCAGGCAGGAGAGAGCAGUAUGGGUCUGUAAAGCAGUACACUUGGAUCUGGAACUCGCUGGUCAUGGCCUUACAGAAGAGUGAAGACACCACAGACUUUCUGGAAUUCAAGUACUGUUCCAGCCUCCGGACCCAGAUCUGCCAGGCAUUGAUUCAUCUUUUGAGCUUGGCAAGUGCCUCAGAUUUGCCCUGCAUCAAAGAAACCCUUGAACUGAAUGGGGGGAUGAUCCGGUCCUAUAUCCUACAGUUCUUAAAAUCAGGAGCAAAGAGAGAAGACUCUGGGGCUUCCCAUAACGCACAGGAAAGAGACCAAAUGGUUAAAGUGGCCCUAGAGCACAUAAGCAGUAUUCAGGCACUGGCUGGGGACACAGCCAAAAGGGCUGUUGUGGGCUUUUUAGAAGAUACCCUGACCAUUUAUUUUGAUUCUUCUGGAUCAGAAGCAGCACUCCUAGGAUCAGCAAACCCGUGACCAUUCCUGUAUACUUUCCAGGUGUCAAAUCUGGCAGUAGGAAGUCCCAAGCACUAGUACAGGAGACGUGGGGUUUAAUUUUAGAGACUGGAACAGUCUGCCCACCAUUUAUUCAGAAUGGGUCAGCAGCUAUUUAAACUUUGCUCAAAGGGCUCAGCCCCUUGGGAGAAUGGUUUUCCUACCAUGGCCACAGUCAGAGAUGGUAGAACCUCUGACCUGGGCAACCGGGAGCCCAGGAAUCGGGAUGCAGUGUGAGACCUCCGUACCAGUAGGUUCUGCAGGAUGUUUAGUGUCAGAAAAUAAAUGAAUAGAGCUGGGAAUGUUGCUCAGUGACACGGCACCUGCCUGGCAAGUGCAAGGUCCUGAUUUCAAUCCCCGGAUCCACCAAAAAAAAUAAAAAUAAAAAAUAGAAGGAUAUAAGAAUUACAUUGUCUAACUGGGGUGUAAUUUAGGUGUCAUUGUAAUGGUAAUAACUAACAUUCAUUGGCUGCUUUUUAUGUGCCAGGUAUCCCUUCUUCCUCUAAAUACCCUUUCCCCAUUUUCAUUCUUGUUGAUAUUACUAAUCUUAGCUCUGUAUCUGAUAUUCUUGAUGAUAGCCAUUCUCACCAGGGUGAAAUAGAAUCUUAGCAUAGUUUUGAUUUGCAUUUUCCUAAUGGCUAAAGAUGUUGCAUAUGUUUUCAUAUGCUUGUCGGCCAUGGAUACUUUUGAGAAGUAUCUUCAAUUCAUUUGCCCGUUGUUGAUCUGAGCUAUUUGGUUUUGGGGGGCAUUAAGCUUUUUGAGUUCUUUAUAUUUAGAUAUGAGAACAGUAGCUGGCCAAGAUUUUCUCCCACUCUGUAAGCUGUUUCUUCAGUCUAUUGAUUGUUUUCCUUUCCUGUGUAAAAGCUUUUUAACUUAAUGUAGUACCAUUUGUUUAUUCUUGCUAUUAUUUCCUGUGCUGUUAAAGUCCUAUUCAGGAAGUCUUUGCCUGUGCCUAUGACUUCAAAUGUUUCCUGGUUUUUUUCUAGCUGUUUCAUAGUUUUAAGUCUCAUUCCUAAGUUUUUAAAAUUGAUUUUUCUACAAAGUGAUAGAUAGAGACCUAGCUUCAAUUUCCAGCAGUAAUAGGUACCCAGUUUUGUUAAAAGGGGCUGUCUUUUCUCCCAGCAUAUACUUUUGGUGCUUUUGUCAAGAAUAAGAUGGCUGUAGUGAUGAGUUUGUUCUAUGUCUUCUGUUCCAUUGGUCUGCAUGUCUGUUUUUGUGCCAGUACCACGUUGUUUUUGUUACUAUGGCUUUGUUACUAUAUUUUGAAAUUAGGUCUUGUGAUGCCUGCAACAUUGCUCUACAAACAUGUACGUGUAUGAACUCCACACAAGGAAUGUAAACAUUAUGUAUUGCAAAUGUGUACCCAAAAGGAAAGGGACCGAGAGAUGGAUAGAGGCGGGGAAGGAUGGAAGGGAAAAGGGAUGGAAAAAGGAACUAAGAUGUAUUAUGUACACGUACCAACU